This is a messenger RNA of Parathielavia appendiculata, 615 nucleotides long. The record is from the annotation of a RefSeq genome assembly. NCBI's taxonomy places the organism in Eukaryota, Fungi, Ascomycota, Sordariomycetes, Sordariales, Chaetomiaceae.
GGUCGGUUCGUUCCAAAGCUCCCAAGUUCCUGGCUGAAGACUGGAAGGUCUGGCAUCAUGGCAGCCAAGGUACUGACAACAAGUUGACUCUCAGCUCUGGUCUCACGCCCGUAACGACGUGCUCCCCAGGCCGCUCCGACCGGGUCAAGUCUCUUGGGGCCACUGACGCCUUUGACUACCACUCGCCCUCCGUCGGGAGAGACAUUCGGGCAUACACCGACAAUGAUCUGGCCAUGGCGGUCCAUUGUAUUACCACUACUGAAUCCAUGGCCAUAUGUUACGAGGCCAUGAGUGACGCCGGGGGCAAGUAUGUCGCUCUCGACCCCUUCCCGGCGCGGACGCAGACACGCCGGAGUGUGCGGCCAUCCUGAGUGUUUUCUUUGACCAUACUGGGAGAGCCAGUCCUGUGCAAUAAACACUUCAACGCCGACGCAAGACCAAAAACUCGGGCAUUUGCAAAAGACCUUGUUUUCGGUGGUGCAGCAGAUGCUGGAUGAGGGUCAAAUCAAGACUCACCAUUAUGAGGCCAGAACAGGGGGUCUGAAGGGCCUGAUUGAUGGAGUCGAAGAGGUGCGGAAGGGUCGGGUGGCUGGAAGGAAGCUUGUCUAUCAGAUU